AGAAAUUGAAGUGAAUGUUGUGAGGCCUUUGCUCGGCAGCGGCGUAGCGGCUACAAAUGGCUGCGCCGCGCAUUUUCCAGGAUGGCAAUCGAGCCGGAAGGGCCUGGACGCCGCGUUGUCGUUCUUGUGUCGCCGAUCUUGCGCGACAGCGCUCAGUUUGGUAGUGGUCUCCCGCAGGAGCUCGGGGGAACGCGCCCUACAACAAGCGCCGAGUCCGCUGGGCAAGGCCUUCGCGAACGGGGUGGGGUAUUCCGCGACUGGCGAGCGCAGUGAUCUCCAUCGGAAGGCGCAGGAAGUUGGCCCCCGUGAUCACACCGCGCAGGAGGAGAAGUGGCACUCGUGUGAGCAGGAGAAGUCGGCCGAUGCAGAAUUUCAGUCCUUCGAGGAGCAGCCCGAGCCCCCACAUGGCAGAAGUCCUUCGCGGAGCCGGCCGAUGGCAGCCAGGCGCGCGACCUAUCCAUCCAGCCGGGCGCCGGCGCGGCGCCUCUUGCCGCAGUGUUCCCCUCCCUGCGCCGCCCCCUUUCAGGCCCAUUUCUUGUAAGGACCCCCGGCGCCUUGUGCGGCCAGGCGCCAUCCCCACCCUGCGCAGCGGUCGGCAGCUUAAGAGGUCGCGCCCCGCCCUUUGGGGUGGGCUAGUGCCACCGUUACCGCGCGCGGACUGCCGUUCGCGAUAG
Molecule: messenger RNA, 674 nt
Organism: Amoebophrya sp. A120
Lineage: Eukaryota; Dinophyceae; Syndiniales; Amoebophryaceae
Source: the annotation of a GenBank genome assembly